CAACAUAGUUACAUAUUUUAGGCAGGAACUCAUUCCGCACAGAGCACACCGAUCGUAGGAUGUUGCACAGCAGCUACAAUCGGGCACCGCGCCGCAAACUCAUUCCGAAUUUGUUUAGCAACAUUCUACAGGUGAUCGCCGAUGCCGACCAUCCGCUCACCGAACCCGAGAUCAUGGAGGCGGUCGCCGAUCGGUUGGAUCGCAGCGACGAGGAGCUAAAGCGCCAGAUCACAGUAAGCCUCCACGACGCCCUGAUCUACGGCUAUCUGCGCGUGAAGAACUAUCGUUACUCGAUUGUGCCCAGUCGCCUAGACCCGGACGAACAUCGUGACCAUAACGAGCCCAGUUCCUCCAUUACCGCCGCACCGGAACAUAACCGGCUGCAGGAGAGGAUCUCGAGUGGAACCAGUGCUGCCAUGGAUGACAACCAGGGACGCGAUGAAGAACUCACACCAAAAAGCACCCAACCACUAAAGAGGGUAAAUGCUGAGCCGCAAGGGCAAACUAAUUAAUGGAGGAAAAUUUCAAAUGUAAACCUUUAAUAAAUUGAACUAAAUUUAAUAAAACCAACUUAAGGGAA
This is a messenger RNA of Drosophila mauritiana, 580 nucleotides long. RefSeq lists its product as uncharacterized. Bases 60 to 512 code for a protein of 150 amino acids. The transcript has a single exon. The record is from RefSeq and is a predicted model, not a curated record. NCBI's taxonomy places the organism in Eukaryota, Metazoa, Arthropoda, Insecta, Diptera, Drosophilidae.